AUGGCCUCCCAGCCACGCUGCGCCUGUGGCGCAAUUAUCGUCCUCGACGCAGCCAUAGCCAUACACGAAAACGAUCUGUUUUCUUUCAACAACAAUGCACGCCAGGCCAAGAACGCGCCCAUUGGCGUUGACAGCCAUCCCCUACUCGCCAAAGCUGAAGCGCCCACAAGCCCUUUGCCCGCCCUUUCCCACUUGAGCCGAUCUUGGGGGAUCGUCUUUGCCGCUGAUGUGAUGGUAGACACUAGCAUUGUUUCCGUCGAUUAUGUAGAUUCGUAUAAUACCGAGAAUCCCACGCUGCCACGCAUGCAAUGUGGGAUACCGACAAUAGAGGUUUCAGAGUGCCCGAUCAAAGACCACUGCGUUCUCUGGUGCGAACCAAGAAGGAAACCCCUGAGCUGCACCAUGAAGGCUUCUUUCCUCCCUUUGCUCUUGACUGGGCUAACAGGGCUGGCCUCAGCCGCCUCCAUUGCUGACGCUCCUCAGUGCGCUGUAAGCAGUAUCCUACGACUUUUCCACGAGUUUCUCGCGGGCUUGAUAUCCUGCGCUCUUUCGGCUCUUCCCCAAUCACCUUGCACUAUCUCGAAUCAAACAUGUCUUUGUGUCGAUCCGACUUUCAACAGGCUUGUUGGCGACUGCGUAAAAGAUGCGUGCACGAUAAAGGAAGCAUUGGCUGUUACAAACUUGACGUGGUCGUCCUGCGGGUUUCCCCUGACUGAUCGGACGAGUACGGCGCGAUACACGACAAUCUUUUUAUUCAUCCUACCGGUGGUUUUCAUGGCAAUCAGACUGUCGGCCAGGUUUAUGCGUCUUGCGCCCUGGGGCGCAGAAGAUACAGCAAUAUGUAUCGCUUUUGUAUGCGUGCCAGUCCAACGUUCCAAGCGCGUUCAAGAAUACAGGUCUAUCGGAUUAGAAGUCCAAUUCGACCGCGGCAUAUAG
Colletotrichum lupini is the source of this 936-nucleotide messenger RNA. RefSeq names its product CFEM domain-containing protein. The transcript has 4 exons. The coding region runs from base 1 to 936 and encodes 311 amino acids. NCBI's taxonomy places the organism in Eukaryota, Fungi, Ascomycota, Sordariomycetes, Glomerellales, Glomerellaceae. The record is from RefSeq and is a predicted model, not a curated record.